AUGGACAACGACAACACUGCUGAAGAGGGUACCAACGAAGGCCCUGUCCGGUUUGAAGGCGAUGUCUUAGGCGACCAGAACCACUAUUCCGACUACGAUUGGGACGACUUCGAUGAGUACAACCCCGAAGCCGACACCAUGAACGUGGACGAUGAUCUACCAUCGCAAGGGGCCUCCGACACUGGGCAGCGGUCCCCUCAAGACUGGGAUCUCGAGGACAAUCUGCUGGAGAGUCUUGACGGUAUGCCCGAUCUCGAGGACGAUUUCAGUGACGAUGAGGACGCUGAGAACUUCGAUGCUGAGAGGCAUUGGGAGCCUCCCUUGCCAGAAAAUUUGCAUCGCCCGAGCCCAAGCCUUGCAGAGGAGGUCGAUGAAGAUCAAAGCCAGGCAAACGCGGAUCGACAGAGACGACUCAACACGCAAGAUGCGCUUCGACCCAAGACGUAUGUCGUCCCCUAUCCCGAGAACUCGCCCGCUGGAUGUCCGCUCCGCCAGCAGCAAGAGCAGUCGGGCUACGAGGCUACUCGCGACUCGCUUGGAUCCCCCAACAACCCCUACGCCCCCUUCUGUUCUUCGCUCGACUUCUCGGUGGCUAUGUGGGCGAAAAUGCGUGGCCCUGGAUCUACGGCACUCACAGAGCUUUUGGCGAUCGAGAAUCUUGUCAAACUACUAGGGCUCUCGUUCAAGAACUCCCGAGAACUCAACCAAAUCAUCGACGAAAAGCUUACCUCCCUUCGGCCACGUUUCAUUCGCAGAGAAAUCCUCGUCACAGACGAGGUCUUCGAGUUCUUCUACCGUGACGUCCUCGAGUGCAUCCGCGCACUCUUCGGUGACCCGGAGUUCUCUGGUGUCCUGGUGUUCCGGCCAGAACGUCACUACGCCGAUGCCGAUCACACCCUGCGAGUCUUCUUCGACAUGCACACAGGCAAGUGGUGGUGGUCUACACAGGAAGCCGUUGAACGACUUGCACCAGGAGGGACGAUCAUCCCAAUCAUCGUCUCAUCUGACAAGACACAACUUACAGUCUUCGGGAACAAGACUGCCUAUCCCGUCUAUCUCACCAUUGGUAACCUCCCGAAGCACAUUCGCCGCAAGCCAUCGCGUCGCGGCCAAAUUCUCCUCGCAUAUCUCCCCUCGACACGGCUCGAGAACAUCACUUGCAAGGCGGCUCGGCGACGCACUCAUUCCAACCUCUUCCAUGCCUUUAUGACGCACAUUUUCCGCCCUCUUCGUCGCGCCGGCCUGGAAGGCAUCAACCUUGCAAGUGGCGACGGCGUCAUGUGGCGUGGCCAUCCAAUCCUUGCCAUCCAUGCUGGAGACUACCCGGAACAACUUCUCGCCAGCUGCUGCAAGAGCGGCGACUGCCCGCGUUGCGAUAUUGACCGUGAAGAUGUCGGGGCUACGACCGAUCCCAACCGCCCUUUCCGUGACGUCACAAAGGUCGUCGAGGCACUGUCUGUGGCCGAAACUGGCACGAAGGCCGAGUUCGUCAAGGCCUGUGCGGCGGCACGCAUCAAGCCCGUUGCGGAGCCUUACUGGCUGCAUCUCCCGUUCGUCAACAUCUUUCGCUCCAUCACUCCCGACAUCCUCCACCAACUGCACCAAGGUGUCAUCAAGCACGUCGUGGCAUGGGUCAAGUUGGCAUACGGCACGAGCGAGAUUGAUGCUCGGUGCCGUCGCCUCCCCCCAAACCACCAAAUCCGUAUUUUCAUGAAGGGCAUUAGCUCGCUCCAACGAGUCACUGGGAAGGAGCACGCGGCUAUGUGCCGCAUCCUUCUCGGGCUCGUUGCCGGUCUUCCUCUACGAGACGGCUUCUCCCCCAUUCGCCUUGUCCAAGCAUACCCAGCUCACACAUCGGCAAGUCUCAAACUCUUGAAGGACACCCUUCGACGAUUUCACCUAAACAAGGACAUCUUCGUCCUUUUCGGCACGACAGAUAACUACGAUACUCAGUACACCGAAAGGCUCCACAUCGAUCUCGCCAAGGACGCCUAUCGUGCCACUAACCGCAAGGACGAGUACCUCCAGAUGACUCUCUGGCUCGAACGCAAGGAGAAGAUGCAUCGGCAUGCCGCGUUUGUCGCAUGGCGUCUCAACAAUAUCGUAGAACGGUCCUUACAUUCGUCGUUGUCGUCAAACACUCCUCUUCGGAACCCUGCUCCCCCGCAUUCCCUUCCCCCCAUUCACCCGCCAAAGUGGCCAAGUGCAUAUUCGGUCACGUUCUCCUCUGCAGCACAGGAGUACGGGGCCGAGUAUCUCCGCGAGGCUCUCGCCCGGUUUGUCAUUCAGUUCAACAACCCUACACUAUCCACGGCCGAGGUUGAGCAACGUUCAUGGAACGUCUAUCUUCCCUUCAACAAAGUUUCGGCAUAUCACAAACUCAAGUUUGUUCUCUCGGACGCUCAGGCGAUGGGAAUCAUGGAGGGCCUCCACGAUGCGGCUCACGCUCGUCCUCGGUACACCGACAAGCGCGGAAAUGUCGUGCCAAGUAGAUUCGAUACCGUUCUGGUGAACGAGACGGGUGCCGGCCGUCGUAUCGGUGUUCAUGGGUAUCGGGUCGGGCGACUUCGCAUGGUGUUCACCCUUCCGCAGAAUGCGAACAAAUCCCUGUUUCCCGGUGUUAUGCCUCCCAGACACCUCACGUACAUUGAGUGGUUUACUGCUUUCACGAACACUGAUGCUACACAUGGCAUGUACCGUGUGACCAGAUGCCGAGGGCCCAAUGGGGAUCGCCUUGCAAGUGUUGUGGAGAUGUCCACUAUCCGACGAAGUUGCCAUCUACUUCCUGUAUUCCCCUCUCCCGAGAACUCUCGUGCAUGGACCAGUAGUACUGUGCUCGAUUCAUGUGACACAUUCUUUGUUAACCCGUUCAGUGACAUGCACAUGUACAUGACUCUAAUAUAA
This is a messenger RNA of Epithele typhae, 2904 nucleotides long. RefSeq lists its product as uncharacterized. The record is from RefSeq and is a predicted model, not a curated record. The transcript has 7 exons. Bases 1 to 2904 code for a protein of 967 amino acids. Lineage: Eukaryota; Fungi; Basidiomycota; Agaricomycetes; Polyporales; Epitheliaceae.